AUGAAAGCAUUUGAUACUCUGGACGAGGUUGUUACUCUGGAGGUGCUUGUUUCUCGUGCUGCUCCGACUCAUUGUCGGAGUCGUCUUCUUCCGGAGGUUGCUCACUGCCUCCCCACUGCUGAAAUCUUCUUCUUCUUCGAUUUGGCUGAGGUAUUUGCUUUCAAAAUUGGGAUUUCCAAAAUUGAAAUCCCUAAACCAAAAACAUUGAUCAAGCAAGAUUUCACGACAUCCAUACUUCGACAAGCCAAUUUCAAAGGCGCGAAAUUGCUUGGUGCUAGCAUCUUCGAUGCCGAUUUGACAGGAGCCGACCUUUCUGAAGCUGAUCUUAGGAUGGAUAAUUUCUCCAAUCGUUCCUACCUGCAGGCAAAUUUGAACAACGCGAACUUGGAAGGCACAACUGCAACGGGAAACACAUCUUUCAAAGGAUCAAAUAUAACAGGAUCAAAUUUCACAGAUGUAUCACUGCGAGAUGAUCAACGUGAAUAUCUUUGCAAAGCUGCAGAUGGGGUGAAUCCGACCACCGGAAACGCAACACGGGACACAUUGCUUUGCAAUUAG
Molecule: messenger RNA, 558 nt
Organism: Hibiscus syriacus
Lineage: Eukaryota; Viridiplantae; Streptophyta; Magnoliopsida; Malvales; Malvaceae
Product: thylakoid lumenal 15 kDa protein 1, chloroplastic-like
Exons: 9
Coding region: 1-558 (185 amino acids)
Cellular component (GO): chloroplast thylakoid
Source: RefSeq, a predicted model, not a curated record